This is a messenger RNA of Dichotomopilus funicola, 1170 nucleotides long. RefSeq lists its product as uncharacterized. The record is from RefSeq and is a predicted model, not a curated record. Bases 1 to 1170 code for a protein of 389 amino acids. NCBI's taxonomy places the organism in Eukaryota, Fungi, Ascomycota, Sordariomycetes, Sordariales, Chaetomiaceae. Gene Ontology annotation, molecular function: oxidoreductase activity. The transcript is spliced from 2 exons.
AUGACCCCCUUUACAUUCAAAAUCGAUGUCUAUGCCGACCUGAUUUGCCCCUGGUGCUACAUCGGCAAGGAGGCGCUCGACAGGGCGAUGGCGAUUUACACAGCCCAGCAUCCAGAAGUGGACUUUAUGUUGACCUGGAAGCCGUACAUCCUUUGGCCCAACGCCGGCGCUUCAGCUUACAACCGGGGUGCAGCCUUCCGCCGCGUCUUCGGCACCAGGGCACCCACCCUCCUACGGCGUCUCGACCUCCUUGGAGCGCAGUACGGCAUCACGUUCAGAUGGGAUGGCAAAACGGGCAACCCACGCGAUGCCCACAAGCUAGUUCUGCUAGCCAUGGAGAAGGAUGAAGCCGAAGCCGAAGGCAAAACCGCGGUAUCAUCAUUAUCAUCACCACCACUAGGAACGCAGGAAACACCACACCCAGAGCAGCGACGACCCUCCUCAAAUCCGCUAACACCAAGUCGGCCACCAGCUCACCACCAGACGCAUCUUUACGCCACAGUCUCGUACAUCUUCAGGGCCGCCUUCCAGCUGGGUGCUGAUCCGUCUUCUCGCGAUUUUCUCGCACAGGCGGCGGUUGAACUCGGGUUAUGUGCGUCGGAGGACGAUGCGAUGGCCUAUCUUUCCGAAGAGGACAGUGAAGAUGACGAGUUCUAUGAGGAGAACACGACUGAUGUAAUGAACAUCGAUGUCAAGACCCAGGCAGUCAUCGAGGAAGAAGAGCAUAACCAUCACCAUCAUGGACACGAUCACCAGCCCAACCAACCUACUAUUGCUACCAACAGAAACUUCCCCCCUACCACCAACCAGCACCAAAACCAAACCCACACCCCAGAAAAGCAAACAACCCCCCACACCACAAACCAAAACCAAAACCCAACAACAACAACAACAACAAAGCAGAAGAAGCAAAUCAGAAGAACCAGCAUAAUCGACACCGCCACCUCCCGCGCCCGCGCCCUCGGCGUAGCCGCCGUGCCCAGCUACAUAGUCCAAGGACGAUGGCAAGUAGGCGGGAUGCAGAGGGAAGAGGUGUGGAUGGGUGUUUUUCAGCGGGUGAGGGCUGCUUUUGCUGCGGAAGCCGAAACCGAAGCCGGGGUUGGCCUUGGCGAUGAUGUGGGUGUCGGGAAGGGGUUGAGGGUGGAGCGGGAGGUUGAGAGGGGAUGGUGA